Onychomys torridus (southern grasshopper mouse) is the source of this 534-nucleotide messenger RNA. It is a transcript of the gene Gp9, whose product is annotated as glycoprotein IX platelet. Lineage: Eukaryota; Metazoa; Chordata; Mammalia; Rodentia; Cricetidae. The record is from RefSeq and is a predicted model, not a curated record. The transcript has a single exon. Bases 1 to 534 code for a protein of 177 amino acids. Gene Ontology annotation, molecular function: protein binding.
AUGACUACCCGGGGACUCCUGUUUCUGCUCUGGCCUGUGGCCACAGCCACCCAAGACUGCCCAAAGCCCUGUACCUGCCAGGCCUUGGAAACCAUGGGGUUAAAGGUGAACUGCGAGGGGCAGGGCCUCACAUCCCUGCCCGCGCUGCCGGCUCACACUCGCCAGCUCCUCCUGGGCAACAAUAGCCUCCGUUCAGUGCCACCAGGUGCCUUCGACCACAUGCCUCAGCUGUGGAACCUCGAUGUGACACAGAACCCCUGGCACUGUGACUGCAGCCUCACCUACCUGCGCCUCUGGCUGGAGGACCACAUGCCUGAGGCCCUGCUACAUGUGUACUGUGCCAGCCCUGACCUGGCCACCAGGCGUCCACUGGGCCAGCUGACAGGCUAUGAGCUGGGUAGCUGUGGCUGGAAGCUACCACCAUCCUGGGCCUAUUCAGGGAUCUUGUGGGAUGUGGCACUGGUCGCUGUGACUGUGCUGGGCCUGGUUCUGCUGGCUGGCCUGCUGAGCACAUUCCCAGUGCCCCUGAAUUGA